Messenger RNA from Amblyraja radiata (thorny skate), 6357 nucleotides. RefSeq names its product lysine (K)-specific demethylase 4A, genome duplicate a (gene kdm4aa). Gene Ontology annotation, biological process: chromatin remodeling; regulation of gene expression. Gene Ontology annotation, cellular component: nucleus; chromatin. The transcript has 22 exons. The record is from RefSeq and is a predicted model, not a curated record. Gene Ontology annotation, molecular function: histone H3K36 demethylase activity; histone H3K9 demethylase activity. Lineage: Eukaryota; Metazoa; Chordata; Chondrichthyes; Rajiformes; Rajidae. The coding region runs from base 155 to 3316 and encodes 1053 amino acids.
GAGGUUGACGCGAGCUGCCAUCGGCGGCGGAGGCGGAAAACAAUCGCUGAAAGGGCCGCUCGCUGUCCGCCGGAGAAAGGCCGAGGCCUUGGAUGUGACUGAGACGGCGACCCACUGCUCGAGUGACCGUGCGAGGUGAUUGACGUUGGCAGACAUGGCAUCUGAAUCGGGAAUGCCUAAUCCCAGCUGUCGGAUAAUGACGUUUUAUCCCACGGUGGAAGAAUUCAAAAACUUCAGCCGUUACGUCGCAUAUAUAGAAUCACAAGGUGCCCAUCGUGCUGGACUCGCAAAGAUUGUCCCUCCAAAAGAAUGGAAGCCUUGUAGCAGCUAUGACAACAUGGAUGAUCUGGUGAUUCCAGCCCCUAUUCAACAGGUGGUAACGGGUCAGUCAGGCCUCUUCACACAGUAUAAUAUUCAGAAGAAGCCAAUCACUGUGCGUGAAUUCCGAAAAAUAGCUAAUAGCGACAAAUUCUGCACCCCUCGGUAUACAGACUUUGAUGACCUGGAGCGCAAGUAUUGGAAAAAUCUCACGUUCAACCCACCUAUCUAUGGUGCAGAUGUCAAUGGCACAUUGUAUGAUGAGGGUGUGACUGAAUGGAAUAUUGGGCACUUAAACACCAUCCUGGAUGUAGUAGAGAAAGAGAGCGGCAUCACAAUUGAAGGUGUCAAUACUCCGUACCUUUACUUUGGAAUGUGGAAAACCACCUUUGCUUGGCACACAGAGGACAUGGAUCUCUACAGCAUUAACUACCUGCACUUUGGUGAACCGAAGUCCUGGUACACUAUUCCUCCAGAGCAGGGAAAGCGACUGGAACGUCUAGCUAAAGGCUUUUUCCCAGGAAGUGCUCAAAGCUGUGAAGCAUUUCUGCGCCAUAAAAUGACUCUGAUAUCCCCUUCCAUACUCAAGAAAUAUGGAAUCCCAUUUGACAGGGUGACCCAAGAGCCAGGGGAUUUCAUGAUCACAUUCCCCUAUGGUUAUCAUGCAGGUUUUAAUCAUGGGUUUAACUGUGCUGAAUCUACAAACUUUGCAUCCCUUCGAUGGAUAGAAUAUGGGAAGCAUGCUGUCCUGUGUUCCUGUAGGAAGGAUAUGGUAAAAAUUUCGAUGGAAGUUUUUGUGCGAAGGUUUCAGCCUGAACGAUACAAGUUGUGGAAAGUGGGUAAAGAUGCAAGUUUUAUUGACCAUGUGCAAACCACCUCAGAAUUUUUUGAAGAAUCAAAGAUGGCAGCCACAAAGAGUUCGAAUGACCAGAAUACUGAUACAGCUGAAAUGGAAAGGAAUAAAACUGAGAAGAAAGUGUGUUCUGCACAAAGAGACACUGAUGAAGCCAAGAGCCCAAUAAAGCAUCGAAUAGGAACAAAGAGGCACAAGGUUUGUCUGGAGUUGCCGCAGGAGAUGAAUGAAAAUGCUACGGUUCUCAAAGAGGGUGAUGACGUGAAUCCUGUUCCACAAAAUGAAUGUGAAGAGACCAAAGGAAAGCAGCAAAAGGAAGAAGCAUGCUGCAAAUUUAAUGCUGGUGAUGCCAGUCUGAAUGAUCCAGAAUCUACUACAGUCAAGGUUGAAAAUGCUCCACAAGAAGAGAAGCUUAAACUGAAGCCAACUAUGUCCACCUCAGCAGACACUGCUGUCACUGUGUUGAACUUUUCUGUGGCCACUCCUUCGCAAAAUACUUCAACUUCAUCCAUGAAAUCCUCUGACUCCAGCUCGUCUGAUUCUGAAACGACUAGCUCUCAGAGUUCAAGUCAAGAGAGUGCUGCUGAAGAUUCUGAUAAUAGUCCAGAUUGGGGUGAACCAGUUAAAACAAAUGUUGGAACCAGUCUCAAUGAACAGGACCUUGCAGAGAUGGCAGAGCAAUAUAUGAAAGAAAUGAAAUCCAAGAAGAAAGCAAAAAGUCGGCGUCAACCUCUCAGUAAACCACCACGGCACCAUCCUCUUUCAGUGGUAAAGGACUGCGUUAGUGAUGAAGAAAUGCCAGAUCUGUUGGCAGUAGAAGAUGAUCCGAUGGAGUCAGAACCUUGGGCUAAACCACUCGCUCAUCUUUGGCAAAACCGCCCACAGAACUUUCUCGCAGAACGAGAAUACAACAGUACAAUGGCACAGCUAGCACCUCACUGUUCCAUUUGUGCACUCUUCCAGUUAAACCAGAUAGACUGUCAAGAAGGUCACAAUUUCAGAAACAAAAUCCAACAUUUGGAUGCAGGUAGACUUGAAAACAAAAUGAAAAGUAAGCCAUUGGUUCCAGAGAUGUGCUUCACAUCUGGAAGUGACCAUGUUGAUAUGAGCCUUCCCACCUCUUACAUCGAGGAAGAUGGAACAAGCGCCCUGAUUACGUGUGCCAAGUGCUGUGUUUGCGUUCAUGCAAGCUGUUAUGGAGUUGCUCCUGAAAAAAUAACGGAUGAUUGGACCUGUACAAGGUGUUCUGCUAAUGCAUUGUCAGAAGAUUGCUGUCUCUGUACCCUUCGGGGAGGUGCUCUUCAGAAAACCACCGAUAACAGGUGGGUUCACCUAAUGUGUGCUGUUGCAGUGCUGGAGGUACGGUUUGUGGACGUUGCAGAACGACGCCCUGUGGAUGUCAGCCCAAUACCACCACUUCGCUGGAAGCUGAAAUGCUUCUACUGUAAGAAGAGAAUGAAGAAGUCCGGUGGUUGCUGUAUUCAGUGCUCCCAUGGCCGUUGCCCCACGUCUUUUCAUGUGACCUGCGCCCAUGCUACGGGAGUCAUCAUGCAACCCGAUGACUGGCCAUUUGUAGUCUUCAUCACCUGCUGUAGGCACAAGACUCCCAUCCAAGGAGAGUGCUCUAAAUCAGCUUUGAAUGAGAUUGAAGUUGGUCAGAAGGUUAUCUCCAAACACAAGAAUGGGCGCUUUUAUCAAUGUGAGGUGGUUGGAUUGAGUAAAGAAACCUUCUAUGAAGUAAAUUUUGAUGAUGGUUCCUUCAGUGACAACUUGUAUCCAGUGGACAUUGUGAGUCAUGACUGUCUUCGUUUGGGGCCCCCUGUGGAAGGAGAGGUGGUUCAAGUCACAUGGACUGAUGGACUAGUGUAUGGAGCCCAAUUUGUCGCAUCACAUGUUAUACAGCUCUACCAGGUGGAAUUUGAAGAUGCUUCUCAACUCAUGGUGAAAAGGGAGGAUGUGUACACUCUAAAUGAAGAACUUCCCAAGAAAGUCAAGUCCAGGCUGUCUGUGGCAUCAGACAUGCGAUUCACUGGAAUAUUUGCAGAAGAAGAGGUUGCUCAUGUAUCAAAACGACAACGAGUUUUGAACUCCAGGUAUCGUGGAGAUUAUGUUGAGCCAUCUCUUUACCGUACAAUUAUGGAGUAAUUCAGAAAUUGUUCAGAACUUCAUCUAUGAAAAUCAAUUGGGACAAAUUUGGUUUUCACACAUGGUUGUAUUGUAGAUAUGUGAAUGCAGCUGAGUUCUAAUUUCUCUGGCAAAAGGCCACUCUGCACCAAUGAACAGUCUCAAUAACAGCACUUGCUUGGAACAUGAGCAUCAAAUAUCCUGGGAUUUCAUCAAAGCUGUCUCUGCACAUUCUUUGGUCUUGCUUCGGACUCCUGCAUUGUAUGGUGCGGACUAAUCUGGAUCAAGAAAUGUCUUUAUUUGAGGUUUCAGGGGGGGCGAAGAGUGGAUCUAUGAAGAAUGUCUUUGGGUAAAAUAUCAAUGGUCAGGAAGAGAAAAAACAUUUACCUUUUAAUAUUGCAGAUAACUGUGCUUAAUUUUGUUCACAUCCAUAUUGAUUAUCAAAUGGAACUUAUUGCUUACCUAGUUUCUGAUACACAUGUACAGUAAGGCUGAUGCAUAGUUGUUUCACCAUAGCCAUGUAACCAACCCCCUCUGCAAACUAUGAUGAGUUCUAGAAGAUGUGAAUACGAUUUGACUACAUUUAGCCCAAAACUAGGGUCGUGAUUGGUGCUUGAGUUAAAACUCUUGUGUAUUUAUAGGGAAGCCUGAAGCAACAGGUUGACUGGUGAUUAGACACUUUUUUUAAAGAAAAUAUUUUCCUCUUAAAUGUUGCAGUUUAUUUCAGUGUUCACCAUGGCAGUAAAUAGAAAAUUGAGUCCUUGAAUGGGAAAGUAUUGAUAAAAGUAGCAACUUAAUUUUAGAAGGCCAAUGUGUAUUUUCAAAACAAACUGGUUAUAUUCUCACAUAUCUCAAAUCCCAUCCAUUUCAUGAAUUUGUAAAGGUAUUGUUCAUAUUAUGUGAACACUUGUGAUCUGGACUCCUGUGCAGUUUUAAUCUGUACUACAAAUUAUAUUUGUUUAUUCAAUUAUUAACUUUUAUUGGAAUAUUCAUACUUGAUUGCAUUGUAAAAUGUUCUUGAUUUGUUUUGUUGGUUUGGUGUAGACUGUCGGAACUGUUGUUGGGCAAUGCACACAAGUUGCAAAUCUUUGUUAAGACGAGUAGACUUUUAAAUGUGGGCAAGAUUGGUUGCGUAAUCCAAAUUGGUGUCCAAAAACUGAAACAACUGAUGCAACAGACCAUUUAUUUUUGGGUUCAGCAUAUUUAUGAAGUUAUAUUAAUACCAUCUGCUGUUGUGAUAACAUAAAAUAGUAAAACUAGCUAUCUGAAUUUUAAAGGUUGAAUUUAACUGUAAAAGGAAACUAUAAUUAAAUGAUGGUGUUUAUGUUGAUGAAUGUAUCCUGAAACACUCUUGCCUUCCUGAUGGAAAACGAUGCAGUAAUAAGAAGCCAAGCUGUUUUUUUUAGUUAGAAAACCUUUGUUUCUGAUAACUUGUAAUUGAGGAGAUAUUAAUGGUAAUUUCAGUUGUUUCCAGCAGUUAGGAAGUGUUGAUUCCAUUCUAUCCUCCUUAGAGACCAGUUUUAGAAAAUAGCCAUUCAAGCUAUUUACUUUUCAAUUUCAGUAUAGUGUUCAUGGAGCAAUUUCACUUGAUUUCCUGUUUUUUUAAAUUUUUUAAUUCUUCUAAAAAUUAUUAGUCCCAGAUCCAGCCUCAUGAAAUGCUUCAAUGGAAAUGUUUUGAAAUGACAGCCAUUUAUGUAAUGAACAUUUUCUUUUUCAGAGCACCUUUGUUGAUGCACUUUUUUUAAAUUUGAGAAUCUUGUUUCAAAUUUUUCAAUGUGUUUAUAGGUUUGGAAUUCUAAUUCCAUCAGUGAGAGUUUAGUUUAUAGUUUCAAAUGUAUCAAAGUUCCAGGCACCCUAACAAUUUAUUGGCAUUUGUAAUGGGUUAUUCGUGAUUGGUUGGAACUGGAAAAUGCAUGUUAAUAAAACUUCAUAUUUGUAAUCCAAUUGGUCAUUUUACAAAAAAGAAUGUUUAAUAAAUGUUCAUGCUAUUAUUUUCUAUUUUUCUUCAAAGAAAUUAUGCUUGGCUAUGCUGUGUGUUCAAGACCUGUUCUGUAGUUAAGAAUGUUUGCAGACUGUUUGAUCCAUCAGAGCUCUAUCUUUAAUGCUAUAUGUAUGUUUCAUUCUGUAGAGGAUUUCGGUCUUGUAUAACCUGUUAAUUGUCAUUUUAAGGACAUUGAGUUCAUUCCCUUUAGGCUCUAUUGGAAAACAGACAACGCAACAUAUUUAAUUCUCCUUUCUGAUGUAUUUAUUAGCCUCAUUUAUGUUUGAAACAUGCUCAUUGACUCCCACUUUUUUGGAGCAGUUUUGUGUGUACCAAUUACUUUAAGGGGCAGAAUCUAAUAUCUGAUGUGAAAAUUGAGCAAUGUUUAAUUCUAUCCCAGUCAUAUUCCAAUAAUAAAUAGCGUUAAUUUAAAUGGGUUUGAUUUUCUUUUUGUAACUAUGAUUUUUUUUUCUCCAGAAUGUUGUCAUUUGUUUUGCAAUCUCCAAAUACUGUCUAUGAUACUGAGCCGUGUCAUCAAUUAAUUUAGAUGGAAUGGAAAAAUCAACUAUAUUUCUCAAUUAGACAUUCUAUCUGUGAACCUUUUUUAAAUGAUUGCCAUCUAUUUAUUCUCCGAGUGAUGGUGAAAAUGUUGCAUAGAACUGUGAGAACAAAUCAACAAAAUAACCCUUUAUAGCAUUGUUGAAAGAGGUGGGUACAUUUUUCAUCCAGUUUUCAAAUCCUUUUUAUGAUAUGUGCUAUUGUUUAACAGGAAAAUAUUAUUAAAUUGUUAAAUAUUACCACCUCCCAGAGGGAAAAUUAUAUCCACCUAAAAUCUCAUGGCAUCUUGCCCCUCACUAAAAUAAUUGAACAUUUCUUUAAAUCUUUGUUCUUCAUCUGAGGGACCUACAGUCUACACUACAACCAUCUCAGGAGUCUGUACAGUAAUUGAUUGUAUUGAUCUAUAAAAAUGACUGUAUUAGUUUAAGCAAACAUGAAGUUUAAAUGGCUUGCUGUGAUUGUUUAGGAAAAUAAGAACACAUUGAAAUGAUUUACAGUCAAUAAAUGUCUUUUUUGUCUUUGA